UUUGCAGACCAGUAAACACCAGAACGAACCAGCAGCCAUCUGACUGCAUCAUCAGUGGUUACCGUGGCAACCGUCACAAAGCCGUUACCACGUCCACGCAUUUACCGUGACUUCAGCUGCCGUACUGUGUCCGCAUCUCAUAAAAACGCAGCCGAACCCGCAGCGUUACAUCCGGUCCGCGCGCGUUCGGAGCGAGAUGACGGACACAGGAGGAGCGCGAGCUGACAGGAAGUGACCGAGAGCGGAUCGAUGGAUGUGAUUAGAAAUGGUAACCCAGUGGGUCGCAUUAAUAGCUUAGAGCGGUUCUAAGGAGGUUCUCCCUCCUUGAUCGGUGUUUCUGCUCAUACAGGUCAGUGGUUCUGAUCCAGAUUCCGUCUUCCAGUUCAGACAGGUCCGUAUCCAGGAUGUUUGUUUCUGCUCAAUCUGGGUCUGAUCCAGAAUCAGUUUUUUCACUCAGAGUGGUCUGUGGUUCUGAUUCAGGAUCAGUGUUUCAUUGUGAACUGCACCAUGAACUGAAGGUCUGUGAUUCUUAGUCAACUGAAAUAUUUGAACUGAGCUGCAGAUGCUGCAGCACAUCUAGACUGGGUCCACAUAAAGCCACCAGUUGAAUGACAACAGGUUCUGAGCUGGUUAUGGUUCUGAAACAGUUCUGUGUGAUAUGCUUCUAAAUGUGGGAACAUCUAUAUUUAAUGAGGACUCCUGCGGAUCAGUCGCAGCUUCAGUGGAUGACCUCUCCAUCUGGGAGCUGCUGUCAGGAGACGAAGGUCAGCAGCAGGCGGUGAAUGUAGCUCAGACCAAUGUCAAUAAUUGAUCAGCAGCUGCAGGACUAACUGGGAGCUGAUGGGAACCAGUUCAGAUGCAGAAACUCGAUGGAUUCUCCUGUUAGCAGGGCUCUUCAGUCCGGCUCCAACUACACAGGCGACUCCGUGGGUUCGAGUGUUACCACCUCACCUGUAGAACCCAGGGUCGUCUCCAUAGCAACCGGCUUGGUGACGGCAGCCACGCAGGCUGCCAGGGGAGCGUCAGGAAACCUCUCGGCCCUCAGGAAGCAGAGGGGCACCGACUUUGGUGAUAUCCAGCUGCCAGCGAUGGCGGCAGUUCUGAGUGCUGCUGACGGUAACUCAGCUCUGCAGGGCGUGGCUGUGGCGGCUCAGGCUCUGGUGCUGCUCUUCAUCUUUCUUCUGUCAAGUCUGGGUAACUCUGCGGUGGUCGUAGUUAUCAUCAAACACAGACAGCUGCGAACAGUGACCAACGCCUUCAUUAUGUCUUUGUCACUGUCGGACUUCCUGACGGCCGUGCUGUGCCUGCCCUUCUCCUUCGUCAUGCUCUUCAUCAAGGAUGGUGUCUGGAUGUUUGGAGACGCCUUCUGCGUGGCCAAUGGAUUCUUCAACACCUGCUUCGGGAUCAUCUCCACGCUCACCAUGACGCUGAUCUCCUUUGACAGGUAUUACGCCAUCGUCAAGCAGCCUCAGGCUAAGAUCGGCCGUCAAAAAGCCACCCAGCUGCUGGUUGCUGUGUGGUUAACGGCGGUGGUUUUCUCCUUGCCCGGGUACCUGCUGGUUCGGACCUCAUCAGGAGUCCAUAAACGAGGGUUCUACCACUGCAUGUACGUGUUCCAUCCUGGCAGCUCUGGUGUAGGGAAGGCGUACAGCAUCUCCCUGAUCGUGGUAUGCUACCUGCUGCCAUUCUCCCUCAUGUGCUUCUGCCACUACAACAUCUGUAAAACAGUGCGGCUCUCUGAGAUCCGAGUUCGGCCCGUCACCACCUAUGCGUACCUGCUACGAUUCUACAGUGAGAUGAGAACAGCCACUACGGUUCUAAUCAUGAUCGUGUUCAUCAUCUGCUGCUGGGGACCGUACUGUCUGAUGGGCCUGGUCACAGCCAUCGGGAACUACCGGUUCAAUCCGGCCAUGGACACUGUGGCCAUCUGGCUAGCGUGGGCCAACGGUGCCAUCAACCCCAUGAUCUAUGCUCUGAGGAACCCCAACAUCUCCAUGCUCUUGGGCCGCAGCCGGGAGGAGGGCUACAGGACCAGAAACAUUGCUACCUACCUGUCCAGCCAAAGCCGGAACCGGGUCAGGGACCGGUACGUUAGCCGAGCCGGGACCAACAACAACAGCCGACUGUCGAGCUCCAGUCCUGGAAAAACAGGAAUGGCAGGAGGAGGAGAGGUGGCUAUGUGGGCCUGCAAGAACCCGGCCGUGUUCUUCUGCAGGGACACCCAACACGACACGUCGCUGCCAAAUGCUGGUGGGGAGCUAAAGACAAAGACGGCCGAUACCAGCCUGUGACCGGGUCAGAAGCAAGAGUCCUUCUGUUGGAUUCCUGGUUUGAUCCAGAAACCUGAAGGACCAUCUGUGCCGUUGAUGUUCUGACAUUUGAAUGCAGAUCUUUUACUUUGCUUUGACGUUUAAGGAGCUUUUUUUAUGAGAAAUGUAAGCAGAACCUUUGUGUAAAUGAUUCAUCUAGAGGCGGAACAAGAACCAGCUCUGCGUUUCCUUGCUUUUCAAAGUGCCAAACGUUCCUCCCCGGGAAAACACUGUUCAGUUCUUCAGAUCCGGUCUCAGAGUUUUUCCAUCAUGUUACUUCAGAAAACUAAACAUCUAAAGCUGUUUUAGAUAAAACUAAGUGACUUUGACGUUCAUAACGCUGUCUUACAACACCUUUACUUUCAUCUGAAGCAUGUUUUACACCAAGUCCAAUACUAACCAUUGAAUUAACAACUGCAGUCAUAAAGAAGAAGAGAAGGUUUGUUAUAGUUUAUAAUUAAUGUUUCCUAAAAGAAUCAACAUGGAAAAUGUAUCAGUUUAUUGGUGAUUGCAGAUUAAAAUCAAGUCCAGUACAAAUAAAUUAAUAUCAAACCUGGUUCUAAUCUAAAACACGAGCAGUUAGAGAGUUAAUUAAAAGACAAAUGCUCGCUCUUCUGUAUGAGAAAUAAACAUGAUCAAAGACUCUCCAGCUGUGGUUCUGUCUGCCACAAACCACUCUGAAGACGCCAAGGUCUCAUCUGGCACUGGGUUUUGGAUGGGCUCUAGGUUCACUUUGGAUACCUUAGUGUGAAGAAGGUGCACUCAAAAAAAGUUACUGAAAGUGUAAAAGAUGGGUGGAAAGUUAAAAGAAAUGGCAAAGCAUUAUUAAAAAAUAAACGUAGUGUAGAGGACGAUGCCAAGCAAACAUUUACAACAGGGUGAUCAAACCCAGUUCUGACUUGGCCGGGUCAGGCUUCUUUGAUGGACUAAAGCGUUCUGUUCAGUUUCCAAAUUACUACCACUGGAACUUGCACUUUUACCUAGACCAACCAAUCAAAAGGAGACUUUUUUGGGAGCUGCGUCGAAUUAUUCACCCUGUGAGGUAAAGGGGAGUCUGAAGUCAACGAGUUACUGAGAGGUUUUCCUCUCUGAUGUUGGAAAGUUUCACAACAUUUCAGCUUAACUGAAACAAACUGCUAAGUGUUGCUUUGCAUAUCCAAGGUAUUUUAAAAAUAAAAUCAACCUACUGAGUAAAAGCAGUUUAAUAUUCAGGAUUUGGACAUAAUGAACAUCCAGUAUUGAAGCUUUUGUUGAUUUUUUAAAGUAUUUUAAUAAGAAAGAACUAUGAGGGUUAACCUUCAUGAUACCUUGUUGUGCCUCUUUAAAAAGAGUCCAAUGCAGCUGCAGACAGUUUUUAAAUAACCAGAAACAGUACAACAGCAGCCUAGAAGGUUGGUUUUGACUAAAUGAUAAAAUCCAGCUGGUUAGGUAAAGUGGGCAGGGGAGCAAGGGGCAUCUAUCUGGAGAUAAAAGGGUUGGCUGGACUGUGAUGGCGUCAGAAGGAGGUUCAGAGACAUUACCCAGAGCGAGAUGAUGCUGGAGGUUUGGUAAUGAGCUGCAGCAUGGUGUGUUCUCCUCAGGCAAGAAACACAGGGAACACGCAGACUGAACACGGAUUAAAAUCGUUCAUGUCUCAUUACCAACGUUUUUACUCAGAGUAAAAUCUUUAAAUCUUUACCAACAUAGUCUUUGGAGAGUAAUUCUAAUGCACAGGAGAAAAAACUUGAUUGUGAAAAUAAACUGAUAGCUGCAGGAUGUCUCAAGGUGUUUCGCAGCUGCUUGUAACUCCUGAACCAUAAACAGGAAUUACCAGAGGGAUCAAAUGUUUAGUUUGUUUUUUAAUUUGUGAUUCAAAAUGAUUUCAGGAAGCUGGACUCAGUUGCUCCACAAGGUGAGCUCAAUAUUUAAGGUUCAUAGUAGUUCUCCAGUAGAUGUCGCUGAGAGUCACCCUCUUUAGGGUGCUACAAGCGGUACCUAUGCAGAUGUUUUGUUGCAUUUAUUCAGUCUCACCCUUCUGUCAGUGCUGCAGGGUUUAUCCUUUAAUUUGAUGACAUUCACGAAUGUUCUGCAGAAACAUUUCCUGGGAUAGUGAAGGCAUCAUCUGUCCCCAUCUAUCAUAUCGGAAGGACUUUAGGUAAUGCAGUACUGAGCUCUAACAGGACAACUAUGAAGCCAGGUCCAUUAUCUGAGGCUAGGAGAAUAUUAUCAUUGUCUCGUCAUUCUGGAACUAUUCAGAAUGAAUAAUUCCAGUCGAUAUAGUGGAAGUGGGACCAAGUCAUUGUUUUGCAAAUCUCAAGUCUUUCCAAUGGGUCCCUGGUCAAGUCCCAAGUUAAGGAAAAAGUCAAAACAUGCAAGUUUCUAUUCAAGUCUAGCCUAAAGUUCAGAUAUUAAGUCUUAACCAAUUAUGUUUAACAAAUAUGAUAUUUAAUCACAGGGUGACGCUAGUUUCUAAAGAUCAUUAAUGUGAUUUAACAGAUGUAUUUAUCUGCUGUAAUAAGUGUUACUGAACUUUAAGAUCUUUAAAAAUUAUAAAAUCAAUGCUGAAGUUGCAUUUCACAGUAAAUAUUAGCCCAGUAGGACAACAAAGGGAUUAUUUAUUUCUGCCUUUAUUUACUAAACCUUAUUGAUCUUUUUUAUUGUUUUGAACCACAUUUCUUACUUUAAAGUGUCACUGUCUUUAGCUGCACGUGUUUCUAAAAUAAAUGAAAUGUCUUCCAAGAACAUA
This is a messenger RNA of Girardinichthys multiradiatus, 5034 nucleotides long. Its product is annotated as G-protein coupled receptor 135. Bases 870 to 2291 code for a protein of 473 amino acids. Gene Ontology annotation, molecular function: G protein-coupled receptor activity. The transcript is spliced from 2 exons. Lineage: Eukaryota; Metazoa; Chordata; Actinopteri; Cyprinodontiformes; Goodeidae. The record is from RefSeq and is a predicted model, not a curated record. Gene Ontology annotation, cellular component: membrane. Gene Ontology annotation, biological process: G protein-coupled receptor signaling pathway.